AUGGAUCUGGCAACCACAAGUCGAGUCUACCAAGCUGCUAUUGCUGCAGCCCGGUCUGCGGAUCAGAGACUCGAGAGCCGGACGCGUAGCGACUGCAGCAGCACUCUUCGACGAUUUUCAGCGUUCUGCAAAAGUGAAGGCUACCCAGACCCACUGAAGGAACGAUUUGUGGAGCUUCCCGGUGUGGUGGCCGCGUACAUCAACUUACUCGCCGCCUCCAACUCAACUCAAUGGCCCGCUGAAAAGCUUCGCGCUGCGCUUAGCUGGCACUACACGAAACCUGAGAUGCUAGCCGGUGGCCACCCACACGAUCGUUGGGUUGCUGAGACUUCUUUGGACGGCACCCCAGCACCGCGAGGCAGCCCAGCACGGUCAGCAGCCAUCACGCAGAUUCUCGCCGGUCUCAGCAAGUCCAAGAAGUGCGGGCGGACUCCAAAGCAUGCGUCCCCGAUGUCCCUGUUGAUGCUGACGAAGGUCAUUACAUUCUUGGAGUCGAGUUCGAUGUUCAAUGAAACCAUGCGGCUGUGGUUUUCAGCGGUUUGUUCUCUCAGCUUCUAUGGUAUAUGCCGUAUCAACGAAGUCUUGCUCAUGAGAAGGACGACAUUCAGCUUGGUCUCAAACGAAAACGCGCGUGGAUAA
Molecule: messenger RNA, 639 nt
Organism: Phytophthora infestans T30-4
Lineage: Eukaryota; Oomycota; Peronosporomycetes; Peronosporales; Peronosporaceae
Exons: 1
Coding region: 1-639 (212 amino acids)
Source: RefSeq, a predicted model, not a curated record